Messenger RNA from Drepanopeziza brunnea f. sp. 'multigermtubi' MB_m1, 951 nucleotides. RefSeq lists its product as uncharacterized. The record is from RefSeq and is a predicted model, not a curated record. Lineage: Eukaryota; Fungi; Ascomycota; Leotiomycetes; Helotiales; Drepanopezizaceae.
AUGUCUUCACCAAACCUGAUCCCCUUUGAACGCGCCGCGAAGGGCCUCAGAAAACCAGUAAUGGACUUCACUAAGCCAUCCCCACUGGUCACCUUCACUAUUGGCAAGGCUGGCCAAGAAGAGGUGUUCUCGAUCCACAAACGCCAGAUCGAAAUUCACGCCCCCGUUGUCGCUAUGGUAUUGCUUCAAGACUCCCUCCAGCUUAGGCUAUGUGAUGUCGAAGUGCAGGUCUUCGGUAUGAUGGCACACUGGUUCUACGCUCAGGAAGUCUCUCUCGCCGUCCUUGAUCGCAACAAGAAGUCGAAGAAGCUGUUGGCCACGCACUUGCUGCCGCUCGCAAAGCUCUACAACCUCGCCAAUGUGUUCGUGAUGCCCGCGCUGCAGAAUGCGGUCAUGGACAGCCUGGUUCCAAUGCUGGACAAGACCAAUGUCGCUACCAUUUCCGAGUUUGCUAUGCGAGUCUACCUUGAUGGCAAAGCUGCCGGGACCCCGAUGCGCGCCCUCGCCAUUUACUACGCGGCUCAAAGCUUCACCCCUGAAGUCCUCGCAGCCAUCCAAGAGACGGCCCCAAGAGAUUUGCUCUUUGAUAUGAGCAUGGCAUACAUUCGUCACAAUGAUCUGGUGCAUAACAGUAACUUGUACCACCUCACGGACCCGACUAAAUUCUAUCUCAAGGUAGACGGGGUUGCUUUGGACAUGUUCAACGACGAAGAGGACGAGCAUGGUUUUGAGCGAUUCGAUGAGUAUGAGGAGAUUCAGGAGCUUGGGUAUGACGAGGAUGGCGAGAAGGAAACGGCGGCGGAUACCAUCCAAACCAGUGAUCAUGGAAGUGAGCGGCAAUUCGGGGAGGAUUUCGAGAUUGCGCGAGUCAAGAACAGCAAGGUUUCCACGAAGUUUUUGGGAUACAUGGAAGGAGAUGAUGGCGAGGAGAUCACGGUCUGGAUGGAGUGA